AUGUCGCGUCUUGUCCCGACCCUCGCCGUCUUCCUCGUCCCUGUGGUACUUGGGGCAGCCACAAUUGGUCUGACCUACGCACCGUGUUACGCUACUGUAUGCCCCGAAGACUACCUCGACAAAGAAACAAGGUAUCACUUGGCCAUAUUUUACGGCAUGCUUCUGAUCCUGAGUUUUGCACUUUACUUGCGGUCAUCGUUUCGCUCUCUCCUUGCUAUGAGUAGCCAUCGUUCAGCUGAGCUUCCGCUGCUCCGCAAAUAUGUUACUGUCGGGGGCGCUGCUACCACAGCAUUCAUCGCUGCUGCCGCACUGGCUACGGCUGCGCUUUGGUGGCCCGCUCUGUGGAAAUAUUGGGGCGACAGAACAGAUCCUCUGGACUGGGACUCUGCCAAGAUUCGUCUCACUGUCACUGGUGUAACAGGUCACUACGCAGACAUCCUUUUGGGCCUGUUGAUCAUACCAGUCUCGAGGGAUAACUUGGUGGGACGAGCCUUCAAAUUACAUCAGAGCACGUUGCUGUUUGCUCACAAAGUGGUUGGCUAUCUUUUUUUGCUAGCAGUGCUAGCUCAUGGAGUUGCCUACGCCAUGUAUGCGCUCGAUACCUCCGGCGAUGGCGACGAGAGAAAGACCGAGGCCUUCGGUACAGGCAACCCAACCAUGACCCUUAAGGAAAGCGAAGAACGGGGCGAGUGGUACUCCUCUACCACGUACAAUGGAGCUGCUGUCCUUGUCGUCAUCAUCUUUAUUACGCUUACCGCCUCUGCCUGGAUCCGACGACGCAACUACAACUUCUUCUACUACACUCACGUUUUCUGCGCGAUUCUGAUCUUUAUCGGCGCCAGCAUCCACGCCAGCACAGACUUCUAUCUGUUGCUACCUGGUCUGUCUCUGUGGCUUUUCGACUGGGUUUCUCGACUAUUCCGUGGAGAAGGUGGCGGGUUGCAUGAAAAGGUCAACGCGACGUUGGAGAAUGCGGGCAGUGGCUGGUACAGGCUAUCGCUUCCUGUUGUCACACGCAGCAUGAAAAGCUACGAUGAAAUCCCAGAGUCUCACGCUGAAACUGGCCUUUCGUCUCUUGCUCCCCUCAAAACCUACUACAUCAACAUUCCUUCAGUCAGCAACCUUCAGAACCACGCCUUCACGGCGGCUGUCCCAACUUCUAGCAGUGCAGGACCUGUAUUUCUCUUUCAAAGAGCAGGCAAGGAAUCGAAGAAGAGUCAGAAGGAGUGGACAUGGAAGGUUGGAGCGUUGGUUCCUCAUCCAAACGACUUUGCCACGUUGGAAGUGCGCCUGGAGGGUCCAUAUGAGCCACGAGACACCAAGUUCCAGGAAGCUUCUCACAUCAUCUGUGUUGUGGGUGGAACUGGAGUCACCGGCGCUUACAGUCUCGUCACUUGGUGGUUGAGAUUUCGAGCGCAGGAUACCAAUAGCAGAUUCAGUCUUAUCUGGGCUCUUCGGCACGGGGAACAAGCGAAUAUCAACGAAUGGCGCCAACUCGAAGAAACAGCGGCAUCGGUUCCGAAUUUGACACUGAUCACUCAUAUCAGUUCCGUGGAUGGCAGGAUGGAUCCGGGCAAGCUGAUCCGGCAGUCUCUUACCCUCGAUCACAUCUCGAGUGCAUUUGCUGCAGAUGGGGAACAAACCAAAGACGCCAGUGCCUGGAUUUAUAGCUCAGGUCCGGAUGGUUUGAUCCGAGCAACGGAAGCGGCUUGUGUGAAGAUAAGACAUGAGAUCAGGGAAAUGAGAGGCAAAUCUCACGUCAAAGAGAUUGGCUGGUACAUGGCGAAGUGGGAGGUUUAG
Messenger RNA from Fusarium vanettenii 77-13-4, 1800 nucleotides. RefSeq lists its product as uncharacterized. The coding region runs from base 1 to 1800 and encodes 599 amino acids. NCBI's taxonomy places the organism in Eukaryota, Fungi, Ascomycota, Sordariomycetes, Hypocreales, Nectriaceae. The transcript is spliced from 2 exons. Gene Ontology annotation, cellular component: plasma membrane. The record is from RefSeq and is a predicted model, not a curated record.